Coregonus clupeaformis (lake whitefish) is the source of this 3426-nucleotide messenger RNA. Its product is annotated as dorsal-ventral patterning tolloid-like protein 1. Gene Ontology annotation, biological process: proteolysis. Gene Ontology annotation, molecular function: metalloendopeptidase activity; calcium ion binding. The record is from RefSeq and is a predicted model, not a curated record. Lineage: Eukaryota; Metazoa; Chordata; Actinopteri; Salmoniformes; Salmonidae.
UCCCCCUCCUCCAGAGGUAUGUUUCUAGACACCAUCCUCCCCUCUAGAGAUGAGAAUGGAAUCCGUCCUGCCAUUGGCCAGAGAACCAGACUCAGUAAAGGAGACACCACCCAGGCCAGGAAGCUCUACAGAUGCCCCGCGUGCGGCGAGACCCUCCAGGAGUCCACAGGUAACUUCUCGUCGCCCGGUUACCCCAACGGUUACCCCUCGUACACACACUGUGUCUGGAGGGUCUCUGUCACCCCGGGAGAGAAGAUUGUUCUUAACUUCACCACUAUGGAUCUGUAUAAGAGUUCUCUCUGUUGGUAUGACUAAGAAGUCAGAGAUGGAUACUGGAGGAAGGCCCCACUGCUAGGUAGGUUCUGUGGGGAUAAGGUUCCUGAGGUGCUGGUGUCAACAGAGAGUCGGAUGUGGAUUGAGUUCCGAAGCAGCAGCAACUGGGUGGGCAAGGGAUUCACUGCCGCUUACGAAGCUAUCUGUGGGGAGAGAUCCUGAGACCAGGGUCAGAUCCAGUCCCCUAACUAUCCUGAUGACUACCGUCCAUCUAAAGAGUGUGUCUGGAGCAUCACUGUGUCAGAGGGGUACAACGUAGGACUCAGCUUCAGGCCUUUCCAGAUUGAGAGACAUGACAGCUGUGCCUAUGACUACCUGGAGGUGCGUGACAGCCCGGCUGAAUCCAGCCCUCUGAUUGGUCGAUUCUGUGGGUAUGACAAACCAGAGGACGUCCACUCCACCUCACACACUCUCUGGAUGAAGUUUGUCUCAGACGGAACCGUCAACAAGGCCGGCUUCGCUGCCAACUUCUUCAAAGAGGAGGACGAGUGUUCUAAGCCAGAUAACGGAGGGUGUGAACAGAGGUGUGUGAAUACGCUGGGUAGCUUCAAGUGUACCUGCGACCCCGGAUACGAACUGGCACUGGACAAGAAGAGCUGUGAAGCUGCAUGUGGAGGUCUUCUGUCUAAGCUGAAUGGAACCAUCUCCACCCCUGGCUGGCCCAAGGAGUACCCCCCCAAUAAGAACUGUGUGUGGCAGGUAGUUGCUCCAACCCAGUACAGAAUAUCAAUGCAGUUUGAAGCCUUCGAGCUGGAGGGCAAUGAGGUGUGUAAGUAUGACUUUGUGGAGGUGCGUAGCGGCCUGUCAUCAGACAGCAAGCUGCACGGUAAAUACUGCGGCUCGGAGGUCCCCGAGGUCAUCACGUCCCAGUACAACAACAUGAGGAUAGAGUUCAAGUCUGACAACACCGUCUCCAAGAAGGGCUUCAAGGCACACUUCUUCUCUGAUAAAGAUGAAUGCAGUAAGGAUAAUGGCGGCUGCCAACAUGACUGUAUUAACACGGUGGGAUCGUACGUAUGCCAGUGUCGACAUGGAUUCAUACUACAUGAGAACAAGCAUGAUUGUAAAGAAGCGGAGUGUGAGCAUAAGGUCCACAGCCCCAGCGGGACGCUGAGCAGCCCCAACUGGCCUGAUAAAUAUCCCAGCAGGAAGGAGUGUAUCUGGGACAUCACCACUACACCUGGACAUAGAAUCAGACUGUCAUUUAAUGAAUUUGAGAUAGAGCAGCAUCAGGAGUGUGCCUAUGAUCACCUGGAGGCAUUUGAUGGGGACGGUGACUCAGCGGCCAUCUUGGGUCGGCUGUGUGGCAGUAAGAUUCCAGAACCACUGGUCUCCACGGGUAACAAGAUGUACCUGCGUUUCAUCUCUGACGCCUCGGUUCAGAGGAAAGGAUUCCAGGCCACACACUCCACUGAGUGUGGAGGGAGGUUGAAGGCAGAGACUCGUCAGAAGAACCUCUACUCCCACUCCCAGUUUGGAGAUAACAACUACCCUGGCCAUACAGACUGUGAGUGGUUGGUGACAUCAGAGGAGGGUUAUGGUAUAGAGUUGACCUUUACGACCUUUGAGGUGGAGGAGGAGGCAGACUGUGGUUAUGACUACAUAGAGCUGUAUGAUGGUUAUGACUCUAACUCACACAGACUGGGACGGUUCUGUGGUUCUGGGCCCAGAGAGGAGAUCUACUCUGCGGGCGACGCGGUGUUGAUCCGUUUCCAUAGUGACGACACCAUCAGUAAGAAGGGGUUUCACAUCCGCUACACCAGCACCCAGUUCCAGCAGAACCUUCACACCAGGAAGUGAUGUCACAACACCCUGACCCCUAUCCUCACUGUGCCGACAAGACAACCACAGGCCCCUUCCUACUCUGACUGACAGACGCCAAACACACACACACACACACACACACACUGUUUGAGGAGAGGAGUGAGUGUGGGUGAAUACCAGAGGAGAGAGGGGGAGGACUGACCAGUCCGUCUCUUAACAGGGGAGCUUCUAGAACUCCGAGGACUACAUGUGAAGAGACUGGAUCACAGCUUCACACUGGAACUGGAUUAAUGGAACUGCAUUAACAACUGGAACUGAAUUAAAUACUGAAACAGGCUUAAAUACUGACAUUGGAUUAAAUACUGGAACUGGAUUAAAUAUUAAAAAUGGAUUAAAUACUGAAACUGGAUUAAAUACUGAAACUGGAUUAAAUACUGGAACUGGGUUAAAUACUGGAACUUGAGUAUAAACAGGAACUGGAUUAUGAACUGAUCUAACAAGGACCAGUCCUACAUACAGAGAGCCCUGGAGUAGUUUAUUGACUGGCUGGCUGACUGAAUGGCUGGCUGACUGUCUAAUUGGCUGGCUGACUGAAUGGCUGGCUGACAACCUUAUACAAACUGAGAGACAUGUCCAGACAACUUUCAGUGCUGACAACGUUCUGACAAUGUUGAGGUUUGACAAAGACCUGACAAUGCCCUGAUAACAUUAUGUUUAGAAAACAUUCUGUUCUGACAAUGUUCAGACAACUUUAUACAAACUGAGAGACAACGUUCUGACAACGUCCUGUUCUGACAACAUUCAGACAACAUUAUUCAAACUGACAGACAACGUUCUUCUGAAAACAUCCUGACAACGUUGGGGUUUGACAGCACUAAUCCUGUGGAACAACUAAUAUUGCCUUAGAACCAAAUGUUUGUUCUUGCACACGACGAGUCUCUCUGUAGAUACAUUAGUUGUUUUUUGUUUGUUUUGUUUGUUUGUUUUUUGAAUAAUUUUAUUUGACAAUGAGUUUGAAGAACUUGAAAGAUUUAUUGUAAAAGGACAAAAGAGGAAUCGGUCAGAAGUGUUGGGGUGUGUGUGUGUGUGUGUGUGUGUGUGUGUGUGUGUGUGUGUGUGUGUGUGUGUGUGUGUGUGUGUGUGUGUGUGUGUGUGUGUGUGUGUUUAAAGAGUUGUCUCAUUACUGUAUGUGCCAAGCUCCUGGUGAUCCUGUCCCUCUGUAGGAUCUGUCUAGUCUCUCUCCUCCAUGGUUGUAGUUCUGUUCUAUCAUAUCUCCUCCAUGUUUGUAGUUCUAUGAAACAAAAUGGCUUCCUCUCUAUGCUGAGUCAU